Magnolia sinica is the source of this 3145-nucleotide messenger RNA. Its product is annotated as lon protease homolog 2, peroxisomal. Gene Ontology annotation, biological process: protein targeting to peroxisome; protein processing; protein catabolic process. The record is from RefSeq and is a predicted model, not a curated record. Gene Ontology annotation, cellular component: peroxisomal matrix. The transcript is spliced from 16 exons. Lineage: Eukaryota; Viridiplantae; Streptophyta; Magnoliopsida; Magnoliales; Magnoliaceae. Gene Ontology annotation, molecular function: ATP-dependent peptidase activity; ATP hydrolysis activity; ATP binding. Bases 70 to 2733 code for a protein of 887 amino acids.
UCCUCUCCCUCACAGCUUCAUACCCGUUUGUGUCUUUUUUUUCUCACCACCGAUCGGGCGAUUCCAGAUAUGGCAGAAUCGGUGGAAUUACCGAGUCGACUCGCGAUUCUUCCUUUCAGAAACAAGGUCUUGUUGCCCGGAGCGAUUAUUCGAAUUCGAUGCACUUCUCCGAGCAGUGUGAAAUUGGUGGAGCAAGAGCUGUGGCAGAGGGAAGAGAAGGGGUUGAUAGGGGUCCUUCCAGUUCGAGAUGCUGAGACAACCUCGGUCAAUCCAGUGUUAUCUCCAGGUGCGGUAAAUGAUUCUGGGGAGCAAAGUUCAAAAAUUCCGUUUAAUGCAUCUGAUUCUCACAAGCAGGAUGCAAAAAAUCAGCAGGAACUAAUUCACUGGCAUACCAGGGGAGUUGCGGCUAGAGCUUUACAUCUCUCCAGAGGUGUAGAGAAACCUAGUGGGAGGGUCACAUACAUAGUUGUUCUUGAAGGUUUGUGCAGAUUCAGUGUUCAAGAACUCAGUGCGAGAGGAACAUAUUACAUAGCACGCAUCUCACGCCUUGACAUGACAAAGGCUGAGAUGGAGCAAGCAGAACAAGACCCAGAUCUCAUAGCACUGUCUCGCCAAUUCAAAGCUACUGCCAUGGAGCUGAUCUCUGUUCUUGAGCAGAAACAGAAAACUGUUGGUAGGACGAAAGUUCUUCUUGAGACGGUUCCUGUACACAGGCUAGCUGAUAUAUUUGUUGCCAGUUUUGAGAUAAGCUUUGAGGAGCAGCUGUCAAUGCUGGAUACAGUCGACUUGAAAGUAAGGCUAUCAAAGGCUACUGAGUUAGUUGACAGGCAUUUACAGUCAAUUCGAGUAGCAGAGAAAAUAACCCAAAAGGUUGAGGGGCAGUUGUCGAAAUCUCAGAAAGAAUUCCUUCUGCGUCAGCAGAUGAGAGCUAUAAAGGAGGAACUUGGUGACAAUGAUGACGAUGAGGAUGAUGUGGUUGCCUUGGAGAGAAAGAUGCAAAGUGCAGGAAUGCCACCAAAUGUUUGGAAGCAUGCACAAAGGGAGUUAAGGCGUUUGAGAAAAAUGCAACCUCAGCAACCUGGAUAUAGUAGUUCACGUGUAUACCUGGAGCUUCUUGCCGACCUCCCUUGGCAGAACGCCAGUGAAGAGCGUGAACUGGAUCUCAGAGCUGCUAAGGAGCGUCUUGAUAGCGAUCAUUAUGGUUUAGUCAAAGUUAAGCAGCGGAUAAUUGAAUACCUAGCUGUUCGAAAGCUUAAACCAGAUGCCAGAGGUCCAGUGCUGUGCUUUGUGGGACCACCAGGUGUUGGAAAGACAUCUCUGGCAUCAUCCAUUGCUGCUGCCUUGGACAGAAAAUUUGUACGGAUAUCUCUUGGUGGUGUCAAGGAUGAGGCUGAUAUCAGAGGACAUAGAAGGACAUACAUUGGAAGCAUGCCGGGGCGUCUUAUCGAAGGGUUGAAGAGAGUAGCCGUUAGCAAUCCCGUCAUGCUUCUAGAUGAGAUUGACAAAACUGGUUCUGACAUCCGUGGGGAUCCAGCUUCAGCACUAUUGGAGGUUCUUGACCCAGAGCAGAACAAAACGUUUAAUGAUCACUAUUUGAAUGUCCCAUUCGACCUUUCAAAGGUGAUUUUUGUCACAACUGCAAACAGGAUUCAGCCAAUUCCUCCUCCUCUUCUCGAUCGUAUGGAAGUCAUUGAGUUACCUGGUUAUACACCUGAUGAAAAGCUAAAAAUAGCUAUGCGGCAUUUAAUUCCACGAGUUUUGGAUCAACAUGGGUUGAGCUCUGAGUCGCUUCAAAUUCCUGAGGCUAUGGUGAAACUUGUGAUUCAAAGAUACACAAGAGAAGCCGGUGUGAGAAAUCUGGAGAGGAACUUAGCUGCCCUGGCUCGUGCAGCUGCUGUCAGAGUUGCUCAGCAAGAAUGUGCGGUUCCUCUCAGCAAAGAUGUGCAUCCGAUGGCUGAAUCACUGAUGGAUACCAGACUCGCAGACAGUGGGGAAGUUGAAAUGGAAGUUAUUCCAAUGGGUGUUAAUGGUCAUGAAAUAUCAAAUGCUUUCAGGAGUGCCACAGCAUUGGUUGUUGAUGAGGCGAUGCUGGAGAAGGUUCUUGGGCCUCCUAGGUUUGACGACACAGAAACUGCAGAACGAGUGGCUGCUCCUGGAAUAUCAGUUGGUCUUGUUUGGACCUCCUUCGGCGGGGAAGUUCAGUUUGUAGAGGCCACAACGAUGGUGGGCAAGGGUGAUUUGCAUCUUACUGGCCAACUUGGUGAUGUCAUCAAAGAAUCGGCACAGAUAGCUCUAACUUGGGUGAGGGCAAGAGCAGCAGACCUCAAGUUGUCAGCUGCUGGGGAAAUCAAUUUUCUGGAGGGACGGGACAUUCAUAUACAUUUUCCUGCGGGCGCUGUACCUAAGGAUGGACCAUCAGCAGGAGUGACUUUGGUAACGGCAUUAGUUUCCCUGUUUGGUCAGAAAAAAGUCCGAGCAGAUACAGCUAUGACUGGAGAAAUGACUUUGAGGGGUCUUGUGUUACCUGUUGGUGGUAUCAAGGACAAGAUAUUGGCAGCUCAUCGCUACGGUAUCAAAAGAGUUAUCCUGCCUGAGAGAAAUUUAAAAGACUUGGUGGAAGUACCAUCAGCUGUUCUUGCAGGCAUGGAGAUACUACUUGCCAAGCGAAUGGAAGAUGUGUUGGAGCAAGCUUUUGAAGGUGGAUGCCCUUGGAGACAGAACUCAAAGUUAUAAUGAAAUGUAUGACUGCUGAUAAAGGCUAAAUGAUGGGCGGAAGUGCCCUCCCCACACAAAACACGGAAUCAGUUUUUUUGCUGUGUUUGGCCAGCAGCACGUAGCGACCAUUUUGAUAAUCAACAGGCUGUUCUUAUCAGCAGUGAAGGAUGGAAGCGGUCCAUGAGAAGUUCUGGUAGUAGCCAGUAUGUCAUCCUGUCCUGUGGUAAGACUAAUCUUCUCUCCACGUUGUCGCCAUCUAUGAGGUUUGUCUACAUGCUUCCGAGUUGUAUUAUAUGAAUAGGAAGACGGCUUCUAAUUGUAUUUCUGUUAAUGACGGGGGACUAUCAAGAAUGUAUAUUAUUAGGCAUUCAAGUAUUUGAAUGGCCUGUAUUUGUUUUAUCGCAAAUCUAAAAAUGUCAUUUUGUUUUCA